Messenger RNA from Ambispora gerdemannii, 129 nucleotides. The record is from the annotation of a GenBank genome assembly. Lineage: Eukaryota; Fungi; Glomeromycota; Glomeromycetes; Archaeosporales; Ambisporaceae.
AUGUGGUUGUUGCCGUUUGAAGCGACGCUAGUCGAUAAUGGAGGCUGUGGAGAGGGAGCGGGCAUCGCGUCAGAUAAAGCGAAGAGACGAAUUACCAUGAUCAAAACAAUCCCAACAAGUUUUUUAAAG